UUGCCUUUAUAAAGGACAGCGUUUCCGAUCUACAAACCAGUCUCAUUCAAAAAUCCAGCUUCUCAUAUAUCCUAUCAGUUCCAAAGGCAUAAAAAGGCAGAUGGAAAAGAAAUGUCAAGCAAUAUUAUAUAUUGUUACUAUUAUUGUCAUAUCGACGAUAUGGGCUUAUAUGGGCAGACAUCAUUAUUACAAAAUUACAGCAGCAUUCAAUAAUUCACAGAAGUUUGCGGAGGCUUCAUGUUCAAUAACGCCCAUCAAAGACUCAAAGCACUUUAUGGUGUCUGCCUUUAUCGACCACAGAUUGGACAGGACAAUUCGAGUCAUCAGCAUAAUCAACAGAGACAACAUUCAGCCACUUUACUGUGUCUACUGCAACAUUGAAAAUAACUGUAAAAUUGUUAGCACAGAUGUCCAAAUACACAGUGAUGAUUUUGGUUUCCCUUUUCAUGUCUCAGAUGUGAUUUGUGAAGAUAAGCACUUGCAAAAUGCAACACAUGUUCUCAUCUCAACUGAUAAAGAUUCAGCCAAUCUUAAAAAGGACUAUCUGCCAAUAAAAAAUCGAGUGAUAAGUGAGACCUUUAAAUUUAACUUCACAGUUUGCAUCUCCAACCUUUUUGGGGACUACAAUAAUGUACUGCAGUUUGCACAAACGAUUGAGAUGUAUAAGCUUCUGGGCAUACAGCGAGUGGUAAUCUAUAACACUAGUUGUGGACCAGACCUGGAAAAGCUCCUACAGCACUAUGAAAGAGAGGGAAUACUGGAGAUUGUUUCAUGGCCUAUCGACAAAUUCCUUAACCCAUCCUCAGGUUGGAACUUCAAAGAACACAAGGGUGAUCUCCACUAUUACGGCCAGUUGACAACACUCAAUGAGUGCAUAUACAGGCACAUGUAUCAAUCCAAGUAUGUUCUCCUGAAUGACAUUGAUGAGAUCAUCAUGCCUUACAAGCAUGCCGAUUUGCCUUCUCUUAUGGAGGACCUUCAGUCUGCACAUCCCGAUGUAGGUGUGUUCCUUAUUGAGAACCACAUAUUCCCCAAAACACAGUUUGAGGACAGUGGAAAGUACAAACGGCCAGAAUGGAAAGAUGUGCCUGGAAUUAAUAUCAUGGAGCACAUUUACAGAGAACCUGAUCGAAAGAAUGUUUACAAUCCCACAAAGAUGAUUGUUGACCCAAGGAAGGUGGAGCAAACCUCAGUGCAUGUCCCUUUGAAAAGCAUUGGAGGUAAUUACCAUGUACCUUUUCAUGUGUGUAGAAUUGUACAUGUAAGAGUUCCUCUGCAGGGGCAUCUUACAAAAAAGGAACUGACUGUGGACACAAGAGUGUGGGACUUCGAGCAAGAACUGGUACCAAAUAUUGACCAGACUUUGAAACUUUCAGCUUGGAUUCUAAGGCUUCACAAAAUUGGUUGCUCAGGAAGCCUGACUGGAGUCAUUCAGCACGCCCUGGAUUCAAACUUGUGACUCCAGGUGUGGUAGUCAUUAUCUUUGCUUGCUGAGCUACCCAGGCCCCAU
Messenger RNA from Xyrauchen texanus (razorback sucker), 1510 nucleotides. Its product is annotated as beta-1,4-galactosyltransferase galt-1-like. The coding region runs from base 101 to 1459 and encodes 452 amino acids. The transcript is spliced from 4 exons. Lineage: Eukaryota; Metazoa; Chordata; Actinopteri; Cypriniformes; Catostomidae. The record is from RefSeq and is a predicted model, not a curated record.